Sclerotinia sclerotiorum 1980 UF-70 is the source of this 2019-nucleotide messenger RNA. RefSeq lists its product as hypothetical. The coding region runs from base 1 to 2019 and encodes 672 amino acids. NCBI's taxonomy places the organism in Eukaryota, Fungi, Ascomycota, Leotiomycetes, Helotiales, Sclerotiniaceae. Gene Ontology annotation, biological process: multivesicular body membrane disassembly; macroautophagy; neutral lipid catabolic process. Gene Ontology annotation, molecular function: glycerophospholipase activity. The transcript is spliced from 2 exons. The record is from RefSeq and is a predicted model, not a curated record.
AUGAUGAGGCAUAAAUCAUCCACAACUUGUUCUUCUGCUGGCAGAGUUACAGCUCAAUUACUAUUAUCUUUCCUAGCCUUAUCGACACCGAUAAGUGCAUUGGAUUCAACUCAUCAACAGCAACAGCAACCAAUAUUCCCCAUAUUACCACCUUCUAUUCCAGAAUCACAAAAUCGACAGGAUUCCGCUGGAGAUCACGUAUUUUCCCUUCGCCACAUCUUCCAUCAUGGAACUUACGAAAAUCCUCAAUUACAUAAACAACUCGACAUUUUAGAUUCCAGGUCCAAGUCAACAGUUUGGCUGGAAUCCGAAGAUGGAAAAGGAACAUUGCAAGAAGUAACAAGGCCACUGGUCAUGAAGAAGAGUCCAGUGAAGAUAGAACGGCUAAAAGACAGGAGGCCUUCAGUGGUCGAUCCAAUGGUAGCAGCAUCAAGAGAGAGCGGGGAUGUAUGGGCCUUAUCACCAUCGGCUUGGACAGUUGACGAAGUAGCCGGUCCGGAUAUCACAGACAAGGAUACUGUCAUAACAUUGGCACAAAUGGCAGCGAAUGCCUAUGUGAACAAACCAGAUACAGGGGACUGGAAGGACGUCAAUGGGGGUUUCAAUCGCACCGAUGAUUAUGGAUUUGGCUGGGAUGCCGAUGGACUACGAGGGUACAUCUAUAUGGAUGAGACAAAUUCGACCAUUGUCAUAGGAUUGAAGGGAACCAGUCUUGCGGUGUACGACGGAGAUGGGACAACUACGAACGAUAAGGAAAAUGACAAUUUGUUCUUUAGUUGUUGCUGUGGCCAACAAGGUGCUUCGUUCUACCGACAAGUUUGCGACUGCGCUACUGGAACCUAUACCUGCAAUGUAUCUUGCCUCAAGAAAAGCUUAAGGUCGGAAAAUCGAUAUUACACUGCGGCUCGACAUCUCUACUCCAAUGUAACGGCUCUUUAUCCAAAUGCAAAUAUAUGGAUGUCUGGCCACUCUCUUGGUGGAUCUGUUAGUUCAAUGCUAGGUUUAACUUAUGGUAUUCCUGUUGUUACAUUUGAGGCAGUCCCAGAUGCUUUACCCGCGAGUCGUUUGGGUCUACCAGCGCCCCCGGGUCACAAUCCGAGCAUGCCACAAAAGCGCGAGUUUACUGGAGCUUACCAUUUUGGACACACUGCCGACCCGAUAUACUUGGGAACCUGCAAUGGUGCUACCGCUUCUUGCUCGUAUGCUGGAUAUGCAUUGGAAAGUUCAUGCCAUACCGGCAUGGAGUGUGUAUAUGAUGUCGUAGCCGAUCACGGGUGGGGAGUACACAUCUGGUCACACAAAAUCAUAACUGUGAUUGAGCAGAUUAUCAAGGUCUACGAUACAGUGCCAGUUUGCAAAUUUACACCGGAAUGUGUAGAUUGUCCGCUUUGGAAAGAGGUGGAAGGCAACAGUAGUAGCACUGCCACAUCACCACCCUCAUCAACCUCGACCACAAAUACACGGAGUCGCACUUCCACAUGUAAAACACCAGGAUGGUGGGGCUGCCUAGAUGAAGAUACAUCCACAACCUCUAAGCCUGCAACUAGCGUACCAGUCACUACCACGUCAACUUCAACCUCAACUUGCAAAACUCCUGGCUGGUUUGGCUGUAACGAUGAGAAAACUACAACUAAAAGUAGUAGCAGCAGUACUUCGGUCCCACACACAGCCACUUCAACGUCUUCCUCCACAAGCACUUCAGCAACAACAACAACAACCUGCAAGACUCCAGGAUGGUUCGGCUGUAAAGACCCUACUUCCACCUCAACCUCCAUAUCCACCUCCAGCACAGAGCUUCCAUCCCACCUCAUAACCUCCGCACCACCUCUCCCCUCUCCUACAACCUCGAACAUACCUACUACAACCCAAGCAUGUGUAUCUAAAAAGUGGUUCGGUUUCGCCUGCGUCGAUCCUUCACCUGAUGGAAAACCAACUGCGAGUGCGUCACCGCAGCACAAAGAAACAUGUUUAAGGAGGAACUGGUGGUUCGGAUGUAAAGAAUGGGAUGUGGAAUUGUAG